GACUGCACCCUAAAGAUGGUGGACCGGCUUGCAGACGGCUGCCUUGACACAGAUGCCCAGAACCUUCUCAGCAACCUCAAGGGGCGCAUUGCUGACACGCAGCCUGGAGUCCUCAAGGCCCACCACCUGCCGUGGAGCCGUGACCUCGUGAACCCCCAAAAUAAGGCUCAUGCCCGGUACCUGAAGGCGCUAGGGGAGCAGUUUGUGGCCCGGGCUAACCACCAAAUCCUUCAGCGCCUCCAGGAGCUGGAGGCAGGCAGGCAGGAACUGGCAUGGCUCUACCAGGAGAUCCGCCAUCACCUGAGGCUGAGUGUCGAGGCCACCAGGACCUUCUGUGGGCGCCAAGAGCUCCUGGCCCAGGUGGGACAGAGACUCCUGCAGAGUAACAACCACCCCCACACGCCACUGGUGCUUUUCGGACCCCCAGGCAUCGGAAAGACGGCUCUGAUGUGCAAGCUGGCCGAGCAAGUGCCAGGGCUGCUGGGCUGCAAGACAGUGACCAUCCUGAGGCUUUUGGGUACAUCACAGAUGAGCUGUGAUGCCCCCAGCCUGCUCCAGAGUAUCUGCUUCCAGGUGUGCCUGGCCUAUGGGCUGCCCCUGCCUCCUGCUCAGGUCCUGGAGGUCCACACUAGGGUGGUUCAGUUUUUCCACACCCUUCUGCACACCGUCUCCUGCCGAAACUUCGAGUCCCUUGUGAUCCUGCUAGACUCUGUGGAUGAUGUGGACUCCAUCCACCGUGCUCGGAGGGUCCCCUGGCUGCCUUCUAAGUGUCCCCCAAGGGUCCACCUCAUCCUCUCGGCCUGCUCAGGGCAGCAAGGGGUUUUAGAUACUGUGCAGCAGACACUCAUGGACCCAGAGUCCUACUGGGAGGUGAAACCCCUCUCCAGCAACCAAGGGCAAGAGAUGAUUCAGCUCCUGCUGACAGCCUCCAGGAGGACACUGAGCCCAGGGCAGAGGGAUCUGCUCUGGGCCAGCCUCCCGGAGUGCGGGCACCCAGGGCAGCUGAGGCUGGCCUUUGAGGAGGCCCGGAAAUGGGCCUCCUUCAUUGUGCCUGCCCCUCUGGCCUCCACUGCUGAGGAAGCGAUGCACCAGCUGUGUGCCCGUCUGGAGCAGACCCAUGGGCAGCUCCUGGUGGCCCGAGUGCUGGGCUACAUUGUGUCUUCUCGGCAAGGGGUCUCGGAGGCCGAGCUGAAGGACAUCCUGUCCUUGGAUGAUGAGGUCCUGCAGGCUGUGUACCAGGACUGGACCCCGCCGAGCAAGGAGCUGCUGCGUUUCCCACCCCUGCUGUGGGUGAGGCUUCGUCGUGAUCUGGGAAACUGCUUGGCCAGGCGGCCCGUGGAUGGCUUCACACUCCUGGCCAUCGCCCACAGACAGCUGGCUGAGGUAGUCCGAGAACGCUACUUGUUGGGUCCUGAGAAAGCCAAGAGGCACGGAAUGCUAGCUGACUUCUUCUUGGGGACCUGGAGCCAGGGCACCAAGAAACUCAUCACCCUGCCACUGGUGGGGAAGCCCCUGAACCUGGACCGCAAGGUGGCCCCCCAACCCCUGUGGUUUUCAGAUACUGUUGCAAACCUGCGGAAACUGAAGGAGUUACCCUAUCACCUGCUCCACUCAGGCCGCAUCCAGGAGCUGAAGCAGGAGGUGCUGGGCAACAUGAACUGGAUUUCCUGCCGGGGUGUCUCUGGGGGCAUCGAGAGCCUGUUGGAUGACUUUGACCUGUAUGCCCCUCAUGUGGACUGUCUUGAGGUGGGUCUGGUCCGAGAAGCCCUCCAGCUGUGCCGCCCGGCUGUGGAGCUCCGGGGCAUGGAGAGGAGCAUCCUGUACACAGAAAUCCUGGCCAGACUCCAUUUCUUUGCCACCUCGCAUCCGGCACUGGUGGGACAGUUGUGCCAACAGGCCCAGAGCUGGUUCCGGGAGUGCCCACACCCUGUGCUGGUGCCUCUCGGAGGAUUCCUCCAGCCCCCAGGAGGACCCCUCUUGGUGACCCUCACUGGCUGUCACAAAGGCAUCACCGCUAUGGCCUGGAGCCUGGAAGAGAAACUGCUGGUGGUCGGCACCCAGGAUGGCAUUGUGGCUGUGUGGGACAUGGAAGAGCAGCAGGUGAUCCACAUCCUAACCGGACACACAGGAGAGGUGAGGUGUGUAAAAGUGUUUGCCAAAGGGACACAGGCCAUCUCUGCCUCCAAGGACCGCACGCUGCGCUUGUGGAACUUACUCUCUGGCCAGGAGAAGUUCACCAUUUGGGAUGGAGGCUCAAAAGAUCCCACUGAAUCUCAGAGCUGGAGCCUUCACGUGGACGAAGCCAAGAAGGUUGUAUAUUCAGCAUCUAGCUCAAAGGUUAGUGCUUGGAAUCUGGAAACUGCAGAGCUGGUUUUCCAUAUCCUGAGAGAUACGUCCGACCCGUGGAUAUGCACGGCAGUGUUGGCUUCCCGGGCCACACUGCUGACAGUGUCUGAGGGCAGUGUGCUCAGUCUGUGGAGCUCAGCCACAGGAAAAGUGCAGGGGAAGCAACACUUGUCUGGCAUCAAAGAAGAAACACCUACCUGUGGGGUCUUGGUCCAGAAACCAGGACAGAUGGUUAUUGGGUUCAGCAAGGGCUCCAUCUCUUUGGUUUCCUCCGAAGGAGACAGCCUGAUGGAGAAGCUUCCGGAAGCUGUGGGGUUCCUGGUGGUUUCUGAAGACGAGUCCCUUCUUGCCGCAGGCUUUGGAAGAUCUGUGCGGAUAUUCUUGGCCGACUCCCAGAGGUUUCAUCGAUUCAUGGCCACUGACCUUGAACAUGAAGACACAGUUGAGACAGCCGUUUUUGGUCCUGAGAACAAUCUGAUUGUCACUGGAUCCCGGGAUGCACUCAUUCAGGUGUGGAGUCUGUCAGAACAGGGGACCCUGCUGGACAUCCUGGAAGGCGUCGGGGCCCCCGUAAGCCUUCUGGCCCAGAGUGGCGCCUUGGUGGCAUCUGCUUCUCAGCAGUCCUCAUCCUUCAAAGUCUGGGACCUCACUUACAUUCAGAAGCCAAGGGUCUCUGCCCCAUUUCUGGACCGCACUGGCCUCACUGCCAUGUCACACAAUGGCAGCUACAUUUACUUCCCCAAAAUUGGGGACAAAAACAAAGUCAUCAUUUGGGACUUGGCAGAAGGUGAAGAACAAGAUGCCCUGGACACCUCCAGUGAGGUCAGGUGUCUGGAGGUCGCCGAGCAGGCCAAGCUCCUUUUCACUGGCCUCAUUUCCGGCAUCGUCCUGGUGUUCCCCCUGAAUUCCAGGCAAGAUGUGACAUGCAUCCCCCCUCCAGAAGCCCGGAAAGCCGUCAACUGCAUGGCCCUGAGUAAGGGCGAGGAGUGCCUGGCCAUCGCCUAUGACAACAUUGUCCUGGUGUUGGAUAUUAUUAACCCCAGGGACCCCUGUCCAGUCAUCGAUGGGCCAAUCUACACCUUCUAUACCCAGCUGCCUGUGACCAUAUCCAGUGUGGCAGUCCUGGCUGACUACCGUGUGAUUUACGGCAUGACCAAUGGUGACCUCUUCCUUUACGAGUGUGCAAAUUCCAAAGUGUUCCCUCUGGAGGCCCAUGGGAGCCGGGUCACCUGCGUGGAGGUCAGCCACAAGGAGCAGCUGGCGGUCAGCGGGUCUGAGGAAGCCCUGCUGUGUCUCUGGGACCUGCAGGCAUGCAAGUGGAAAUUCGAGAUGAGUUACACGAACUCUUACUGUCGUGGAGUCCAAUGUGCUUGCUUCUCCAAGGAUGACAAGUAUGUGUAUGCUGGCUUGAGGGAUCGCUCCAUAAUCGUCUGGAGUGUGUUAGAUGGCACCCUGCUGGCCAUCCAGUUUGUCCAUGCCAUAGUGAACAGAAUCAUCCCAACUUCCAAUGGCUUCAUUGCUCCCACCAGACAUGGCUAUCUCAUCCGUGAACGAUUCCAGUGCCCUUCAUCAAGAGCCUCCCAGCAGGAUCCUCUCAAAAACUUCAAGAAGGCAGUGUGGAUGGUCAAAUCAAGGCAGAGAGAAGAGCUGGCUGCUGCUGCAGGGACACUGCAGGACUCAGGAUUAGGAAAUGCCCAGAGAAAUAAAUGCAAAUCAAACAAACAUUCACAAGUCUGCCUGAUAGUAUAG
Messenger RNA from Molossus molossus (Pallas's mastiff bat), 4095 nucleotides. RefSeq names its product NACHT and WD repeat domain containing 1 (gene NWD1). The transcript has 15 exons. The record is from RefSeq and is a predicted model, not a curated record. Gene Ontology annotation, molecular function: protein binding. Bases 16 to 4095 code for a protein of 1359 amino acids. NCBI's taxonomy places the organism in Eukaryota, Metazoa, Chordata, Mammalia, Chiroptera, Molossidae.